GUGGCACAUCGCAGUGCUGCCUUAACACAGUCUAUCGAUAGUGUCGCCGAUAGUUUGGCAGCUGUAUGAGCUAUCUCUACUCAUCUAUAGGGGAAAAAAUUAAACUAAAUUAUAUUAACAACUCUAACAUGUAGACAAAUUCUGAUUUUAUCAACAUGUCGACAACGCAAGUAAAUUUUUCUUCGAGCAAGGAGCUAGAGGUGAUAGAAUAUCCAGCUAAGGUUGUUAAUGCAGAAAAAAUGUUAGGAACACUAGGUGGUAUCACCAAUAUAUCGCAGGCUUUGGGAAGCGAACAAAAACGACUAGAACUUCGGUUUCAUCCAAAAAAUCCCUUUAAUAAAGUAGCUGGCGGCGAUGUUGUGCAAGGUGCCGGGUUGUUACUAUCUGUUAAGGUGCGGCGUUCCAAAAAACACCGAAAUCAGCCUUCUGAAUAUCGACUAUGCAUCCUUGGACAUUGCAAAAGAAGUUUUACAUUUAACACUUUAUGUGACUUCCAAUAUCUGCCUUUGUGCAAAGAGCCCCAAACGGAAACUUUAACGUUUAACUUAUUAAGUUUAUUUCCUCAGUCUGUAACAGACACAAAUUAUUUUUCGCGAACAAGUUUACCAUUACUUAGUUUACCUCACACAUUUGCUCGGGUCGACACAGUUAAUUCGACUAUAUUUCGGGCUGACCAACAAGAUGACGGCCAGCACGAUGUGCUGGGUGUAAUACAGAAAUCGUCAUACGACAGCCGCGACAUAGUACCCUUCAGUAUGACCGAUGUUUUUCCGGAACGCCCAGAUUUGCAAAUUGUCAAGCGAAUGAAAAUCAAAUAUGUGUCUGAUGAGCAACUACAGAAAGUCAAAUCCCUGUUCGAGGAAUGUCCCAUCUGGACGCGUAUAGCGUUGCUUUAUGAAUCUGGUGUAUCCCAUGAAAAGUUGAAAUGUAUAAUACCAUCGUUGUCAUACUACUUCUCAACGGGACCCUGGCGUACGCUGUACAUACGUUACGGCUAUGACCCGCGCAAAGACUUCAAAAGUCGUUAUUACCAAACAUUCGACUACCGAUUACGCUUCCGUUCAGGAAUGUCUGAAUUUGUGGCGAACAGAAGAGAUCAACUCAAGAAGCAAAAUGAGAGCGCCUACGAAAUGAACGAAUUGGUUCAAGAUAUAAAUUAUCCUUAUUUUGAGGAAAACAAACUACCACGUUCGCGUCAAUGUAUACUGCGAUAUUGCGAUAUUCAUAUGCCAAAAAUUCAAGAGAUGAUUGAAAAAAUACCCUCACCGCGGACGGGAGCAAUAUGCAAUGAGAAGACUGGAUGGUUACCAGCAGGGUUCGACAUGCAAGUGCGACACAUAAUGAGUAAUUGUAUUAAGGAAUUAUUGCGAAAUCAUUAUCGUAAAGGACAAAUCCACGCAGAAUUAGACUCCGUAGAGAAUUUGGAAGAUGCUGAGGGCGAGGUUACAUUUGAAGAUAAUUUAGAUAAUAGCGAUCUAAGUCAAGAAAUUUUUGACGAAUAAAUUUGUUUAAAAUGCGAAUAAAUAAGUCGUUUAAAAUGCA
This is a messenger RNA of Rhagoletis zephyria (snowberry fruit fly), 1542 nucleotides long. RefSeq names its product general transcription factor IIIC subunit l(2)37Cd (gene l(2)37Cd). Lineage: Eukaryota; Metazoa; Arthropoda; Insecta; Diptera; Tephritidae. Gene Ontology annotation, cellular component: transcription factor TFIIIC complex. Gene Ontology annotation, molecular function: RNA polymerase III type 1 promoter sequence-specific DNA binding; RNA polymerase III type 2 promoter sequence-specific DNA binding. Gene Ontology annotation, biological process: transcription initiation at RNA polymerase III promoter. The record is from RefSeq and is a predicted model, not a curated record.